AUGGAAGAGAAGGAAGAGACUUGUGUUGCAUCAAUAGCUGUUGAAGAAGCGAAAGAUAUUUGCGUUGAAAAACAUGAAUCCAAUGAGAGAAAGAUAGAGGAAGUUUCUGCACUUAGCUUGGCUGAUGAAAAUCAUGUUGACUUAGAGAUGGAAGAAAAAGAAGUUGAUGUUGUCUCAGGUGAUGCAAACAUAGUAAAGCUUCCGUUUUUAGUGCUGGAAAAGGAAAAUGCAGCUUUUGUUACAAGCAGAGAUGAAACUCUUCCUCUGAUGGAUUCUUGUGUAUCUUCUGGUGGAGUGAAAGAAGAGACUGGGUCAGAUACAUUGGUGUUAAGGAAAAAGCUCCUUGAACUUGAUCUGAAUGGGUUGCUUGCAGCUAUAGUUUCUCCUCUUGCAGAUUGUAAAGCUGACAUUAAUAUUGGACGAAGGGCAAGUGAGUUUCAAGAUCUUUUGUUUUAUUGUCAAAUCGUGAGUCCACACUAA
Molecule: messenger RNA, 480 nt
Organism: Microthlaspi erraticum
Lineage: Eukaryota; Viridiplantae; Streptophyta; Magnoliopsida; Brassicales; Brassicaceae
Source: the annotation of a GenBank genome assembly